AUGAAUCAGAUCAGGAUUCAACUGAAUGUGGUAAUAGCUCUUUACAUUUUCUUCAGCUGGUGCCAUGGAGGAAUUGUGAAUAUAAACUGCUCUGGCAACCUAUGGGUAGAACCAGCUGCCCUUGUUAGAAUGGGUAUGAAUCUUUCUGUUUAUUGCCAAGCAGACAUUAAGAACUGUCAACCAAAGAAACUUAACUUUUAUAAGAAUGGCAUCAAAGAAAGCACUCACAUCACAAGGAUUAACCAAACAACAGCUUGGCUUUGGUAUAAAAACUUUCUGGAGCCACAUGCCUCUGUGUACUGCACUGCGGAAUGUCCUGGACGUUUUCAAGAGACUCUGAUAUGUGGAAAAGACAUUUCUUCUGGAUAUCCCCCGGAUGCUCCUGACCAGGUAACCUGUGUCAUCCAUGAAUUCUCAGGCAGCAUGACUUGUACGUGGAACCCUGGGACACUUACCUACAUAGACACGAAGUAUGUGGUACACGUGAAGAGUUUAGAGACAAAAGAAGAGCACCGAUAUUUCACCUCAAGCUACGUUAACAUCUCCACUGACACACUGCAAGAUGGCAGAGAGUAUUUGGUUUGGGUUCAAGCUGAAAAUGCACUAGGCAUAGUGGAGUCAAAACAACUGCAAAUCCACUUGGAUGAUAUAGUGAUACCUUCUGCAUCCAUCAUUUCCAGAGCUGAGACUAUAAAUGCUACAGUGGGCAAGACCAUAAUCUACUGGAGUAGUGAGACAGCCAUUGAAAACAUUUCCUGUGAAAUCAGACACAGGGCUACCACAAGCCAGAUUUGGAACGUUGAAGAAUUUGAUGCUAAUUUUACAUAUGUGCAACAGUCAGAAUUCUACCUGGAGCCCAAUGUCAAGUAUAUAUUUCAAGUGAGAUGUCAAGAGACAGGUAAAAGGUACUGGCAGCCCUGGAGUUCACCCUUUGUUCACAAAACACCUGAAACAAUUUUUCAGGUGACACCGGAAUUAUUCCAACAUGAUACUCAGAAUUCUGGGAUGCCAACUGCUUCCAUCUUCAAAGAACACCUCACUUCUGCCAAUAGUCAAGACAUUGGACUCCUAUCAGGAAUGGUUUUCUUUGCCAUCUUGCUGUCAAUUCUUUCUUUGAUUGGAGUAUUCAACAGAUCAUUCCGAAUUAGAAUUAAGAGAAAAAUUUUACUGCUAAUACCAAAGUGGCUUCAUGAAGAUAUACCUAAUCUGGAAAACAGCAAUGUUGUGAAAAUGCUACAGGAAAAAAGUGAAUGUGUGAAUAAUUAUGCCAUGGAGCAAAUCCUUCAUGUUGAUCCUGUAAUUUCAGAGAUUAGAGAAAUCUGUCUUCUAGACCCCAAAUGCACAGAUGACAAAAAGAAAAAGGAGACAGAAGCUCUGGAGAAAAGAGACUGCUUGCAACACCUGCCUCUAGUCCCAAGCCCGAUCGUUGAAUAUAUUCCUGAUCCCAACACUGGAUACAAACCCCAGGCUUCACAUUUAUCCCCAGGGGGAAACCACUUCAGCAACCAUGAUAUAGAUUCUUCAGGCCCCAAGCUACCAGUUGAUUCCGUAGAACUGGAAAAGAACAGCAGGUCAAAAGAAUAUCUUCCCUUUGCCUUUCCAGUCUCAACUGUGAUUCCCCUAAGCAACACACUAAUUCUGGAAGAACUGAGCCUCCUUUCCAAUCAAGAUGCAACAGAGGAAGAAGACAGCAGGUUUUUGGAAAAUGACUCACCCAGUGAAACUAUUCCAGAACAGACCCUACUACCUGAUGAAUUUGUCUCCUGUUUAGGCAUCAUGAAUGAGGAGCUGCCCUCCAUCAGCUCUUAUUUUCCACAAAAUAUUUUGGAAAGGCAUUUCAAUAUGAUGUCACUUCUGAGAAAAUAA
Perognathus longimembris pacificus (Pacific pocket mouse) is the source of this 1866-nucleotide messenger RNA. RefSeq names its product interleukin 23 receptor (gene Il23r). Bases 1 to 1866 code for a protein of 621 amino acids. Gene Ontology annotation, cellular component: external side of plasma membrane. Gene Ontology annotation, molecular function: protein binding; cytokine receptor activity. Gene Ontology annotation, biological process: cytokine-mediated signaling pathway. The record is from RefSeq and is a predicted model, not a curated record. The transcript is spliced from 10 exons. Lineage: Eukaryota; Metazoa; Chordata; Mammalia; Rodentia; Heteromyidae.